AAGAUCAACUAUAUUUAUAUUUUAAAAUAAAACUUGUUCGUUAAUACAUAAUUUUUGCAAUUUAUUUUUGUUAUUGUUUUAAUUUUUUUUUCAAUUGAUAACAUAAUUGAAAUUAACUAUUACUUUGUCUUAUAUUGUGUUUUGACAUGUUUUGAAGGUCAAAACAAAAUAAGUGAAGAAAAUAAUAUUAUAUAAUAUUCGGCGUUAAUAAAAUAAAUAUAAAAAUAAUAUUCAGCUACUAUAGCUACUGUUAAUCAAGUGAUUUAAAUAAACUAUGAGUCCGCCAGCGUUACUGAGCAAAGAAGUUCCAGAUAUUGAGAGCUUAUUAUCGCUUAAUCCUAGAGUCAAAACCAAUUGUAACAUUGUUGCAACUCAAGAUACAAAAUCCAAUAAAAAGCAUUGGAAACGAAAUGCAGAUAAGGGUUGUAAUUCUAAUCUCCAUCUUCGCAACAAUUUUGAAGAUAUAAAACAUACAACUCUUUCUGAAAGGGCAGCUUUAAGAGAAGCGGCCAGAUGUUUAAAAUGUGUCGAUGCCCCUUGUCAAAAAUCAUGCCCUACUCAGCUUGAUAUUAAAAGUUUUAUAACCAGCAUUGCUAAUAAAAAUUAUUACGGCGCAGCUAAAGCUAUUUUUUCUGAUAAUCCUCUAGGGUUAACUUGUGGCAUGGUUUGCCCAACAAGUGAUCUAUGUGUUGGGGGUUGUAAUCUUCAAGCAUCGGAAGAAGGUGGAAUUAAUAUUGGUGGAUUACAACAAUUUGCUACAGAUGUUUUCAAGCAAAUGGGAAUUCGACAAAUUGUGCCGCCCAAUGCGAAACCACUAAAAUACCCAAAUAAAAAAGUUGUUUUGAUUGGUGCUGGUCCUGCUUCUUUGUCUUGCGCUUCAUUUUUAGGCCGACUUGGUUAUAAAAAUAUAACUAUCUAUGAGAAAAAUAGCUAUUUGGGAGGUUUAAGUUCAUCUGAAAUACCUCAAUAUCGUCUACCAUACGAUGUAGUGGAUUUUGAGAUCCAGCUUGUCAAGGAUCUCGGCGUCAAAUUUGAAACCAACCGAUCGUUAUCGAUGAAAGAUUUAACUAUAGAGAAUUUAUUGAAAUCUGAUAUCGAUGGCAUUUUUCUGGGAAUUGGUUUGCCACAACCAAAAAUUAGUAAAGAAUUCAAAGGUUUGUCAGAAGAGCAUGGGUUUUACACUUCAAAAAGUUUUUUGCCGAAAGUAGCUGGAGGUAGUAAGUCAGGAUUGUGUGCCUGUAAAAGUCAGUCCACCCUUCCAGAACUAUAUGGUAACGUCAUUGUUCUGGGAGCAGGAGAUACAGCUUUUGACUGCGCUACUUCAGCAUUACGAUGUGGGGCUCGAAAAGUUUUUAUUGUGUUUAGAAGAGGCUCUUCAAAUAUACGUGCAGUUCCUGAGGAAGCUGAAUUAGCAAGGGAUGAAAAGUGUGAAUUUAUUCCAUUUUUAACACCAUCAAAUGUCACUUUGAAGGAUGGAAGGAUUGUCGCCGUCGAGUUCUUCAGAAAUGAGCAGGAUGAACAAGGAAAUUGGUAUAUUGACAAGGAGCAAGUUACCAAAUUAAAAGCGAGUUUUGUAAUUUCAGCAUUUGGUUCAGGAGUCACCGAUGAAGAUCUAAUUCAUGCGCUAAAGCCACUAUCUUUAAAUGAAUAUAAUCUACCGAAAGUUAAUCCAAAAACGCAACAAACUUCUUUACCUCAAGUAUUUUGCGGUGGAGAUUUAGCCGGAUGUUCUGAAACUACAGUAGAAUCGGUGAACGAUGGUAAAGUUGCCGCUUGGCAUAUGCAUUGCUACCUUCAAGGUAUUUCUUUGGAUACGACACCAGAGUUACCGUUUUUUUAUACUGAUAUUGAUAAUGUUGACAUAUCUGUUGAAAUGUGUGGGUUAAAAUUUGAAAAUCCUUUUGGUUUAGCUUCAGCACCUCCAACCACAAGCGCUGCGAUGAUCAGACGCGCAUUUGAACAAGGCUGGGCUUUUGCCGUAACAAAAACUUUUGGUCUUGAUAAAGAUUUAGUAACAAAUGUCUCGCCUCGUAUUGUGCGGGGGGUUACAUCUGGAUAUAAUUAUGGACCACAACAAGGCUCUUUUCUGAACAUUGAAUUAAUAUCUGAAAAGUGUGCUGAAUAUUGGUUACGUAGCAUAACUGAAUUGAAAAAUGAUUUUCCUGAAAAAAUUGUUAUUGCUAGUAUAAUGUGUUCUUACAAUGAAGAGGAUUGGGUUAAGUUAUCCAAAGCUGCUGAAAAUGCUGGAGCUGAUGCACUGGAGUUAAAUUUAUCAUGUCCGCACGGUAUGGGUGAGUCUGGCAUGGGCUUAGCGUGUGGUCAAGAUCCAAAAUUAGUACGUGGUAUUUCGAAAUGGGUUCGAGCCUCAGUUAAAAUUCCCUUCUUUGUCAAACUGACUCCAAAUAUUACCGACAUAGUCUCAAUUGCAGCAGCCGCUAAAGAAGGUCAGGCUGAUGGAGUCUCUGCUAUUAAUACCGUACAAGGCUUAAUGUCUAUAAACGCAAAUGGGAAACCUUGGCCAUCUGUUGGAGAUGGAGAGCGUACUACUUAUGGUGGUGUUAGUGGAAAUGCCACAAGACCAAUGGCUUUGAAAGCAAUAUCAUCAGUUGCAAAUUCUUUACCAGGUUUUCCCAUUUUAGGUAUUGGUGGAAUAGACUCAGCUGAAGUUGCGCUGCAGUUUUUGCAGUGUGGGGCAAGUGUAUUACAAGUUUGCUCAUCAAUACAAAAUCAAGAUUUUACAUUAAUUGAUGAUUAUUGCACGGGUUUGAAAACCUUACUAUACUUAAAAGCAAAUCCUCCACCAAGAAACUCUCAUCUUUGGGAUGGUCAAUCACCGCCAGUUUUCAAAAUGCAGAAAGGAAAACCAGUAAUGCACUUGGAAGACGAAUAUGGAAAUACACUUCCACAUUUUGGACCAUACAACAAACUUAGAGAGCAGAAAUUAAUCAAAAUUCGUGAAUCAAAAGGACCUUUAUGGGUAUCAGGUAGUGAUGAAGAUCUAAUUAAAAAUUUGAACGGAGAUCACAAUAAUUCGAAAGGAAACUUAAAUGUUGAUGUAGAAGCUGUACCAAAAAUCAAAGACAUUAUUGGAAGAGCUUUGCCACACAUCGGUACAUACAAGCAAUUAGAUAAUAAAAAACAAGUUGUUGCUCUGAUUGAUGAUGACUUGUGCAUUAAUUGUGGAAAAUGUUACAUGACUUGUGCAGAUUCUGGCUAUCAAGCAAUUUCCUUUGAUCCUGAAACACACAUUCCACAUGUUACUGAUGACUGCACCGGAUGUACAUUAUGUUUAUCAGUUUGCCCAAUUAUUGAUUGUAUCAGUAUGGUACCGAAAACAAUUCCACAUGUGAUCAAACGAGGUUUAGAGAAGAAAAUUGUUCAUACUCAUGCAUUAAGUCCAAUGCAAUAGUAGUUUUAGGAUAAAAAAUAUUGUAAUAUUUGCGUUUUUUUCUUAUUGUGACUAUUAAACAAAGUACAUUUUGUUUUUUAUAAUAAAUCAGUCUGUUUUUUAUUUUA
This is a messenger RNA of Condylostylus longicornis, 3516 nucleotides long. It is a transcript of the gene su(r), whose product is annotated as dihydropyrimidine dehydrogenase [NADP(+)]. Bases 275 to 3409 code for a protein of 1044 amino acids. Gene Ontology annotation, biological process: thymine catabolic process; 'de novo' pyrimidine nucleobase biosynthetic process; uracil catabolic process. The record is from RefSeq and is a predicted model, not a curated record. The transcript is spliced from 12 exons. Gene Ontology annotation, molecular function: dihydropyrimidine dehydrogenase (NADP+) activity; uracil binding; NADP binding. Gene Ontology annotation, cellular component: cytoplasm; cytosol. Lineage: Eukaryota; Metazoa; Arthropoda; Insecta; Diptera; Dolichopodidae.